Molecule: messenger RNA, 1746 nt
Organism: Chrysochloris asiatica (Cape golden mole)
Lineage: Eukaryota; Metazoa; Chordata; Mammalia; Afrosoricida; Chrysochloridae
Gene: SRPX
Product: sushi-repeat containing protein, X-linked
Exons: 10
Coding region: 1-1383 (460 amino acids)
Source: RefSeq, a predicted model, not a curated record
AUGGGGAGUCCUGCACUCUGGCCCGCGCUGCUGCCACCAGUGUUGCUGCUGCUGUUGAGCGCCCCGCCGAGCCUCGGCUUUCCAGGAUCGGGAGACUCACCGCUAGAAGAAGUUGAAGCUGAAUAUUCACACACUAGAUAUAAAGACACCCUGUGGUGUUCCCCCAUCAAGGUGAAGUAUGGGGAUGUGUACUGCAGGGCCCCUCAAGGAGGGUAUUAUAAAACUGCCCUGGGAACCAGGUGUGACAUUCGCUGCCAGAAGGGUUAUGAGCUGCAUGGCUCUUCCCAGCUGAUCUGCCAGUCAAACAAACGGUGGUCCGACAAAGUCAUCUGCAAACAAAAGCGAUGUCCUACCCUUGCCAUGCCAGCAAAUGGAGGGUUUAAGUGUGUAGAUGGUGCCUACUUCAACUCCCGGUGUGAGUAUUAUUGCUCUCCAGGAUACACACUGAAAGGGGAGCGGACAGUCAUAUGUAUGGACAACAAGGCCUGGAGCGGCAGACCAGCCUCCUGUGUGGAUAUGGAACCUCCUAGAAUUAAGUGCCCAAGUGUGAAGGAACGCAUUGCUGAACCCAAUAAGCUGACAGUCCGGGUGUCUUGGGACACCCCCGAGGGAAGAGACACAGCAGAUGGCAUUCUGACUGAUGUUAUUCUAAAAGGCCUCCCUCCAGGCUCACAUUUUCCAGAAGGAGACCACAGGAUCCAGUACACCGUUUAUGACAGAGCUGAGAAUAAGGGCACUUGCAAAUUUCGGGUUAAAGUAAGAGUCAAACGCUGCGGCAAACUCAAUGCCCCUGAGAAUGGUUAUAUAAAGUGUUCCAGUGAUGGCGACAAUUAUGGCGCCACCUGUGAGUUCUCCUGCAUUGGUGGUUAUGAGCUACAAGGUAGCCCUGCAAGAGUGUGUCAAUCUAACCUGGCUUGGUCUGGCACGGAACCCACCUGUGCAGCCAUGAACAUCAAUGUGGGCGUCAGAACAGCAGCUGCGCUUCUAGAUCAGUUUUAUGAAAAAAGGAGACUACUUAUUUUGUCCACACCCACAGCCCGGAACCUUCUUUACCGGUUGCAGCUGGGAAUGCUACAGCAAGCACAAUGCAGCCUGGACCUUCGGCACAUCACUGUGGUGGAGUUAGUGGGCGUGUUUCCAACCCUCAUUGGCAGGAUAGGAGCAAAGAUUAUGCCUCCAGCCCUAGCUCUACAGCUCAGGUUAUUGCUGAGAAUUCCACUCUAUUCCUUCAGUAUGGUGCUAGUGGAUAAGCACGGCAUGGACAAGGAGCGCUACAUCUCCCUGGUAACACCCAUGGCCCUCUUCAACCUGAUUGACACUUUCCCCUUGAGAAAAGAGGAGAUGGUCCUGCAAGCUGAAAUGGGCCAGACUUGUAGCAACUGACGUGAUGAUUCCUUGCCUAGUGGUUCCUCUUCUCUUUCUACAUAGCGCUAUGCACACAGGAAAGGCCUUAAAAAUAUCAUUGAUGUACAGAUUUUUAUUUGUAAUUUUAAAAGUCUAUUUUAUUAUGAGCUUUCUUUGCACUUGAAAUUUAGCACAAUGCUUUGUGUACUUUGAAGUCUCAAAGAUUAUAUAGUAUGAUAUUACUCUUUCUGGCUUUCAUUACUCUACCAUGAAUGGUUAAUUCUAGAGAAUUUAGAUACCAUAACCAUACAUAUAUUUUCAACAUGUUAUUCAGCAUAACACUUAACUCUUUUAUAUGUUGUUGUUUAUAUAAAACUAAUAAAAUAUUUUGGAGCAAAUUUA